CCAAAAGAGACAGACAAGGGAGAGACAAGGGGAGACAGGCAGAGGCAGAAUCAGUCGUGUGUAUACGGGUGCAUAUGUCAGUCAGUCUGUCAAUCAGUCAGUCAGUACUAAGUGUCUGUCUGUGUGUGUGGAAGGGCCGGCCCCUGUGUGUCACGUCGCGUCAUGCCUCAUGCGGUGUGGUCGGCCUGUCUCGUGGCGUUGUGUGCGUGUGCCGCGCCCGUCGUUCCCGUGCCGCCCUUCCUGAAAAGCGACGGGAUGUAGGGCUGCAGUGAUCGGGGCUGUACAAGAGUGGGCAGCAGCCCUGCUAACCGCUUGCUGCCACUGGUGGUACCAGUGACGGCGCCACAGGACACAGAGACAGCAGCAGCGGAUGGCAGUGGCGCGCGAGAAAGACCGUGACCGUCGUCAGCUCCCCCCUUCGCCGCCACGCGCCUCGCCGCCCUCUCCCUCUCCCUGGCCCCCUCCCUCUCCCGCUGCCGCUCAUCUGCUGCUGCACUCUCCUUGCUGUGCUGCUCCCACACCGAGUUGAGCGAACACGGCUCCGCAGUGGGCGUGUCGGGGGCACGCAUGAGUGCUGCGUCAUGAAGUGGUGGCGGGCGGUGGUACGGCGUGCUGUGUGUGCGCGGUAGGGCCUCCCUCUCGCUCGCCGGAUGGUGGUGCUGCUGCUUGAAACUUUCGUCGGAUUCGAGAGCGGGCGAUGCCGUCAUGGGCGAUGGAUGGCACGUGGACGGGGGCGUGCGGCAGCCCCCGCCCACGGAUGAAGAGCUGCUCGAUGGCGCGUGGGUCUCGGUGUCGUGCUCCUCCUCGAUGGGCUCGAUUGACGGCUCCAGUCGCAGCGGGUGUGGGUGUGUCAGCGGGUGUGGGCGGUGUGUGGGGGGCGGGGGAGGCGGCAUGGCCGGUGGGGGUGGCGGGACGGGGGGAGGGGGCACGGUGGGCGGCAGGGGCGGGGGAGGGGUCUCAUUGCUGUACCCGUGGGCUAUCAGAUUGGGCCUGCACACAAACACACACACACACACACACAGAUAGACAUGUGUGUGUCUGUGUCGUGUCAGUGUUUGGUUUGGUGGUGGUGCGGGGGGCGUACCUGGCGGAUCCCCUCAUACGUCGUUUUGAUUUGCUGUCUUUGCGCCUGGGGUGGUACAGGUGGCAGAAUGGGCAGUUGGCGCCGUUGCGGCACCCCUUGGUCCAAUAAAAGACGCAGGGCUGGCAGCAACCCAACUCGUGAUACGCACUCCCUGACACGAGCGACACACAGCAUAUCAAUCACACCAUAAGUGUGGGCAUGCCCUGAAACUCCCCUUGUCAGUCAGGUCACAUAGCAUAGCAUACAUACCAGGGUUGACGACUCGCAGCUCGUCAUAGUCUGGGCACUCGAACCUGCCGAUGUCGUCCUCGAGCUCCUCCAGCCACAUGGAUGUGACGAUGGCGUCCGAGUCGCUGCCGCUGUACCCCCGCAGCCGCAUCUCCCGCCGCCUGCUCCUGCCGCCCCACGGCCAGCUGUCGCGAUCGUGGCCCCGGGACGACCGUGACCGACGGGUAAUGAGGGAGGGGAGGUCGGAGAGGGUGAAGGGGAGAGGGGGGAGGGACGACGCCGUCCAGCUGCGCUCGCUGGACGCUAUCUCUGACACAGACACUGACACAGACAUUGACACAGGCAGGGGAAUGUGCAACGAAUGGCGAUUGAUUGUCGCAGUGGAGGGACGUCCGUACACGUCCGUACGUACCGUCGUCAUGUGAAUGGUUUGAUCUGUGAUGAUUGUGGUUCUCGUCGUCGCCCACGCCCAAUCCCUCAGAUGAGGUAGACGCGGCCGUCUCGGCGUCGGCCAGCGAUGGCGGCAUCGAGCCGCGCCUGCUGCCCCCUCCGCCCUUGCCACGCACCGCCAGUACGGUCAUGAGAUCCUCGCUCCUCAUCCUGUAUAGGCCCCUCUGCCGCACGCACUGCUUGCGGGGGAGGGUGCUGGUGCUGGUGAAUGGGGGAGGGGAGCUGAGGGGUGCGACGGAGUAGAAGAGGGUGCGUACAAUGCGCGGAAAGUGGGAGUCGUCCCGGACGAGGCCGUUGCGCGUGGCGGGGAGGGAGCGGCUGCGCUUCCUGGCGGCAUUGGGCUUGGGGUCUCUGAAGUGGAUGAAGCCGUGCCGGAUGCCGCCCUUGAGCCAGCUGGUCUCGGCGUCGAUGACGCGCGCCUCGUCGGCGGUCAGGAAAUACAUGACAACAGAUCUCGGCCUGCUGCUGGUGCCGUCACGCUCCGCAACAUGCCAUCAUCGCCUGAGUGAGUCAAGUCUGGGUCUGCG
This is a messenger RNA of Vitrella brassicaformis, 2289 nucleotides long. The record is from the annotation of a GenBank genome assembly. Lineage: Eukaryota; Vitrellaceae.